Messenger RNA from Salvia splendens (bonfire salvia), 1155 nucleotides. Its product is annotated as protein LATERAL ORGAN BOUNDARIES. The transcript is spliced from 3 exons. The coding region runs from base 406 to 906 and encodes 166 amino acids. NCBI's taxonomy places the organism in Eukaryota, Viridiplantae, Streptophyta, Magnoliopsida, Lamiales, Lamiaceae. The record is from RefSeq and is a predicted model, not a curated record.
UAUUAUCUUUGUCCUUUGGCACUAUAUGCUCUUUCCUCCUCUCUCUCUCAGCCUUAUUGCUUCCCAUUAUCACAUUCAAAUUCCCAUAAAUUUGAUCCAAAUUAGGGUUUCACCACAUUGAGCAUCUCAGUUUUUGGCUGUUGAAGAAGGAAAAGGUAGAUUUUUGGGACCGCAAGGGUAUAUAGGUUUUAUUCUUCUUCUGCAUAAAAAAACAGUAAGCCCUCAUCACAGCAGAAAAGUAAAUUUCAGACAGACAACCACCAACUAAAGGACAUGCUUUUGGUACAAUAGCCAAAGUCAAGAAAAUCAACUGAUGCACCAAAAUAAAUAGUACGGAGUAUAUUUUUUUUAUUGAAAAAAAAAGUGAAUUGCAAAAUCAUUGAUCGAUCACAGAAAAAUUGAUCGAUGGCUUCGUCAAGCUCUUACAACCCUCCCUGCGCCGCGUGCAAAUUCCUGAGGCGGAAGUGCAUCCCGGGAUGCGUGUUCUCGCCGUACUUCCCGCCGGAGGAGCCGCAGAAGUUCGCCAACGUGCACAAGAUCUUCGGCGCGAGCAACGUGGCGAAGCUGCUGAACGAGCUGCUCCCGCACCAGCGCGACGACGCGGUCAACUCCCUCGCCUACGAGGCCGAGGCCCGCGUCCGCGACCCCGUCUACGGCUGCAUUGGCGCCAUCACCUUCCUCCAGAGGCAGGUCGACCGCCUCCAGAUGGAGCUCGAUGCCUCCAAUGCUGACCUCAUCAGGUUCGCCUGCAGCAACGUCCCGCUGCAGGCGACCCAGCCCCCUCCCGCCGGUACCAGGAAUGGCGGGAGAUUUUAUCAAGCAGGUGGUGGUGUGCAAAUUUCAUAUGAUGUGCCAUGGAAUGAUAUUUAUAAUUCUCAUGGUGGAGGGAUGGAUGGGACUAAUUGAUGAUAUGAUCAUCUAUUGCUAGGGUUUAUGGUUGUGUUGGAGAAAUAAAGAAGGUUUGAGUAAUUGUGGUGUGAAAGGAUAUUAAGAGGUACUACUAUAUGUGUGUAUGCACAAAUAUAUAGUUAAGAUUAUAUUUUUUUUCAUUUAAAGAGUGUUUGUUUGAAGGGUGUUUGAUAUUUGUAUGUGGAUUUGAGAAUUAUUUUGAGUUGGUGAUUGGUAAACUUUCAUUUUAAGUGGUCGAUAGAUAAG